AUGAACAGAAUCGGCCUCUCUGAAGGCCAAAGAAUGCUCAAAGCCUGUCGAGCUGCUCUUCCAAAACCAGACCCAGACGAAACCCCCAUUCUCAGCCGUCCAAAAGACCCUUACCUCGUCCUUCUCUUCGGGGUAAACUACGAUACAAGUCUGGUAUACGUUAAAAUUGCUCCUAGAGCUCUUGCUCUCGAGCUUCUGAGUAGCAAAAGCCCAAUCUUAGGCACUCUAGAAAAAAGACAGCGGCAAAAUGAGUUCUUUACUCCCGAGGACCAACUAAAUCCAGGGGAUUCUCAUCUGGCUAGGAAGGUAUUUCCGGUUAGUUGGGAUGACUUUUUGAUAUUACAUAAACGGCUUGGUGUAACGAGAUAUACUGGGCCAUUGGAGUUCGAGUGGAAUGGACUUUAUGAUCAUCGUGAUCCCGAUAUUCAAACGCUAGAUGACGAAACGAGCGAAUCUGUCAGACUGGGAUCAGAGAGAAUAUCAAUGACCACAUCAAGUACAAAGAUAGUUAAGGCGAUUGAAGCUGGCGUUGCAAAUGGGAAUCGUCUAAUCGAACCCGCUAAAGAGUCAUCCAAUGAACCCGAUGUUGAAGCCAAUCGAUAUCGCGAUGGGGGUAUCGGCAGAGACCAAGACUAUAACGCCAACUACGACGACGGCUCCUCAAGCGACUCCGAUUACGAAUAUAAGACUUGGGAAGACCCCCUUACAUAUCCCGAAGACCCUUACUUCUUUCACUAUCGUCCAAACCGUCGUCGCAUCCGCGGUCCCAAGCCCGUUCCCAUCCCAUAUGGCAUCCACAAUCCUGCUCCUCAAAUCGAAGAGACGUUUCCCUUGCACUUUCAAAAACUUAUUGACGGCCUUGACUCUGAAAUCCGAACCCAUCUCUCUAAAAUUGACUGGUCAAUCGACAAUCCUCUAAAGUUUCCAGAUCGAAAAACGGCAGACCCUUGGAAUGUCGCCAUACAUGACUUUCACGCCAAAAGAUUACAAAUAUGGAGCAAAAGAACGAAGCCAAAUAUCUUUACCAGUCGUCCAACCUUCAUCGCUCUAAACUUCGGAUCCAAAUUCGACCGUUACGAUCCCCGUCUUUGGGUGCUUGAAGACGACGCUCCAGAACCCGGCGAUGACCCAUUCGAGUUUGCACAAAUCGGACAAAACUCACUACAAUACAUGUUAGAUAUUAUUCGUAUUCAAUGGAACAACCUUGACCCGAUAGAUAUCUACUACAUGAACGAUCCCAUCCUCACCAACUCAUCUAAUUCCUCAGACUCCUCAACCUCUCCUCAACCUCCAAAACAACCUCGUCUCAAAACCCCUAUCCAACAUACAUUCGACCAUAUGGGCCCUCCACGCCGUGCUGUUCUAACACUAGGUCUCAGACUUUUCAUGGAAGACCUCAAUAUUGAAAAACUGGAACCCGACUUCAGCGAACUAACCAAAUACGCAAUCUUCAAAUACAUCACUUCCACCCCAUCGGACGACAUACAGAUGCGUGAAUCCUUGCUAGUUCUCUGGGAACUCACAAAAGUCAUCACAUGCUUUACAGGUGAACAACCGGGUCGAUCAGACGAAAAAUGCACUUGCUAG
Orbilia oligospora ATCC 24927 is the source of this 1587-nucleotide messenger RNA. RefSeq lists its product as uncharacterized. The transcript has a single exon. NCBI's taxonomy places the organism in Eukaryota, Fungi, Ascomycota, Orbiliomycetes, Orbiliales, Orbiliaceae. The coding region runs from base 1 to 1587 and encodes 528 amino acids. The record is from RefSeq and is a predicted model, not a curated record.